AUGCAUCGCGCGCUGUCGUCAAGAUGGCUCCGGAGCGCAUUGAGCAUCGGCGACAGGGCCGCACUGGCUGAUGUGCCGGUGUAUCUCUGCCCGAGCCUCAGCGCCGCGAGCACGCGACAUACAUUUGCGCCGGCGGAUGCGCGUCGAAAGCUUCCGUACAGACAGCGCAGAUGCGUGCACCUUGAGACGACGCCUGCGCCCGAACCCGCGCUCGUUCCCGAGAUCGCUGCCGAACAGGCUCUCCCGCAAUCGUCGCCUACCGAACCACUCGAAACCCUGGCCAAGAGGCUGCCCACGGUAUGCUCGGGCUGCGGCGCUCUGAGCCAGACGACCGAGGCCGGGCAGGCCGGGUACUACGAUCUCGACCGGAAAGCAGUGCGGGAUUACAUCUCGCCCAAGCAGGAGGAGACGGAGAAGGAGGCGCGGAAGGAAGAUCUGGUAGUUGAGCAGGCACUGCAGAAUCUCGGGCAAGAGCAGCUCGAAGCGUUGGGGUUGGACGUUCGCAAGCUGCGAUAUGGGGAGGAAUUGGAGUCGGAUCGACCUACCAAAGGACCUUCGACUCAACGAGUCCCUCUCUGCGACCGAUGCCACAAACUCGUCCACCACCACGCCGGCGAGCCCAUCUUCCACCCGAGCGUCGACUCCCUCCGCGAGACCAUUGAAGAGUCGCCCUUCAAGCACAACCACAUCUACCACGUAAUAGACGCCGCCGACUUCCCCAUGUCCUUCAUCCCCAAGCUGCACCUCCUCCUCGAGGCCAACCUCAAGCACCGCAACCGCAGGAACACCUCCGGGCGCUACCACAAGGACCGCAGGUUCGACAUGGACUUCAUCAUCACCCGCUCCGACCUGCUGGCGCCCAAGAAGGAGAUGGUGGACUCGAUGAUGCCGUAUCUGCGCGACGUGCUGCGGAAGUCGCUGGGCAAAUACGGCAAGCUCAUCACGCUCGGUAACGUGAGAUGCGUGAGCGCGCAGAGGGGCUGGUGGACGAAGAACUUGAAGGAUGCGAUUUACGACCGCGGGGGCGCUGGGUGGAUGGUCGGAAAGGUGAACGUGGGAAAGAGUCAGCUGUUUGAAGCUGUGUUUCCCAAGGGCACGACGGCUGGCGUCUCCUUGAAGAACAACAUCGAGAUCUCGAUGUUUGCGACGGAGGACAGCGAAGAGUCUCGCUACCUGACGGACGACACCAACAUUCCUGAACCGCUGGACGUGAACUCCUUGCUGCCGCCUGUGAGAGCGGAGACGAACUACCCCGAAAUGCCCACCGUCUCUUCGCUUCCUGGCACCACGGCUUCUCCUAUUCGAAUCCCGUUCGGUAACGGGCGGGGAGAGCUGAUUGAUCUCCCCGGUAUCGCUCGAUCUGAUCUGGAGAAAUACGUCAAGCCCGAGCACCGCCAGUCGCUCAUCAUGAAGCACAGGAUCAAGCCGGAGCAGCACACCCUGAAGCCCGGACAGUCCCUCCUGCUCGGCGGCCUGAUCCGCAUCACCCCCGCCACCGAGGACCAGGUUUUCCUCGCCUACAACUUCACCCCGAUCCCGGAACACAGAACCUCCAACGAAAAGGCGAUUGAGUUCCAGGAGCAGACGAGGCAGGCGCCCAACGUCGACCAGCUCGCGGUCGAGGGCGCCGGCGAGAAGAUGAAGCUCGCUGGGACUUUCCAGCUCCGCCACGACGUCACAAAAGAGCGUGCGGGUCCCCUCACGCGCAAAGACGUCGGCAAGAUGAAGGUCGAGGAUCUCCCCUGGCGCGUGCUGGCCACCGACAUCCUGAUCGAGAGCGUCGGCUGGGUCGAGAUCGUGGCCCAGGUGCGCUUGAGACACCUUAUGGCAGGCGUCUCGGCGUAUCCCCCUCCCCCAGAGCCCGAACCUGUGGAGGAGGAUGACGAGGACCUCGACGGCUUCGCUAAGCUGGAGAAGGCGGCUAAGGCGCAGGCUGGCGUGCGCGAGAAGCCUAAGGCGCGCCCGAAGCCGAAGGAGCCGAAUUGGCCUGUCGUCGAGGUGUACUCUCCCGAGGGCAGGUUUGUCGGCGAACGUCCUCCUAUGAAUGGUUGGUUGUUGAAUAAGUCGCCCAAGAAGGAUAUCAAGAAGCGUCCUCGUAAGAGUAUGAAGGGUGCAAAGAAGGCGGAGAAGCAAGCUAGAAGAGAAGCUGCCGCCUAG
This is a messenger RNA of Colletotrichum karsti, 2157 nucleotides long. RefSeq lists its product as uncharacterized. The transcript is spliced from 2 exons. The record is from RefSeq and is a predicted model, not a curated record. Lineage: Eukaryota; Fungi; Ascomycota; Sordariomycetes; Glomerellales; Glomerellaceae. Gene Ontology annotation, cellular component: mitochondrion. The coding region runs from base 1 to 2157 and encodes 718 amino acids.